This is a messenger RNA of Achroia grisella, 1849 nucleotides long. RefSeq names its product coiled-coil domain-containing protein 63-like. Bases 1 to 1695 code for a protein of 564 amino acids. The record is from RefSeq and is a predicted model, not a curated record. The transcript has 12 exons. NCBI's taxonomy places the organism in Eukaryota, Metazoa, Arthropoda, Insecta, Lepidoptera, Pyralidae.
AUGGAUUUUUUUCAAUCUUCGGACUCCCAAUCCAAUAGCAUGGAUCUAAUGAAGAAAAUGGAAGACGACCACUUAAGACUUCAAAGACAGGUACGAAUAAUACAAACAGACCGGCUCCACCGUGCUAUGGGGGUCCAUCCCCAGUUCAGACGCCAGGACCAGUUGCUGAGGACUCUAAAGAAGGAGUACACCGAUCUGAUCAAAGACUUGAAGAUAGCGAGGUCUGGGGCGCAUAAGAAAAAGGACAAGCGAAUGAGAAGUGAGCUCGCGAGGGCACUACUGAUCAGGAUGAAAACCAAAUUCCGAUGCGAAGCUGGAUUAACCAUGAUGCAUCAGCUCGAUGGCUUGCUGCAAACAAACAGCAAGGAAAUGUUGUUACUGAGAAAACGCGCUAAUACCAGCAAAGGACAGAUAGAGGAAAGAAGGAUUCAAAGUGAAAUCCGACUAGUAUCAAUGGUGAAUCGGCUAGAAGCUGCAAAAUUGAGAUUCAAUGCUGUACAAUAUGAAAACAAAAAGAUUAGAGAAGAAAUUAAUCACGUGCUGAAAGAUAGGGCAAUAUUCAAUCAGGCAUGGGAUAAAAUGAUGAAUGCACUAAGUAAGGGAAAGAAGUUUCUCACAGACCUCUUUGAGUCCUCUACAUUGGCUUACGACCAGAGGGACGAGUGGUGCACUAAACUACGUUCAGUGCAGGAAAAAGGAAAAAUGGACCAAUUGCUACAAGUACAAGAAAUGCGGGAACUACAGAAGUACUUCGACCAUGAAAUGAAAUUAUACAGCUUCUUGGCAAAAAAGGGUGUCAUAAGAGUUAAUAAGAAACAAGAACAGAGAGAAGAAGAACUGAAGAUAGAAGAAAAAGAAAGGAUAGUGAGAGAGUAUAAUAAACAUUACAAAAUUGUCACGGAUAUUAAUGACUAUACAAAUGAAGUCAAUUGUAACGUAAUAAUAAAAAAAUUCCAAGAUGAGGAACAUUACAACUUCUCUAAAUAUUUACUGCUGACAGAGUAUUGCGCGGAGAAUGAAGUCCUCAAUCGGGAACUGAAUCGUGUGCGGCAACUAGUAGUUGACCGUCGUGAUUGGAAUGAAAUGAAAGAAGCUAGAAGAGUAGAGAAGUUGCAGACGUUGAGAAACCAUUUAGAUAAUAAAAAGAAAAGUACACAUGAACUAAGACGCAGAUUAGAAGAAAAGAAUCAACUGUUAAAUAGCAUGAUGGGAAAAAUUGAAGAUAUUUUCAUAAUGUUGGAUUGUUCAAUGCAACCUUUCCAGAACCUACUAGGAGACAAGGAGCCGUCAUUGCAUCGACUGAAUUUAACUCUACAACUCAUAACUGACAAAAUUAAGGAACACAUCGAAGUCGUUUAUUAUUAUGAACGUUUUAUACAAAAGAAAAGGGACAAAACUAAUACAUCACGCUUGAAGAAGUACACUGUACACGCAGAACCACGAGUAUCUUGGUCUCCUUUACCUAUAAACUUGAUGGUCCCAGGGGAUCCUUGUCCUUCUUGUGUAGAAGCCCGCUGGUUGUCCCGAGUGACCGAUGCUCAAGAAGUUCCAUUCAACCGCCAGAUGACACUAGAGGCCUUGAAUGAAUUAAUCGCAGACCCAGCAUUCAUGACUAGCGACCGAGUCCACCCACUCACAGAGUGUCAUGUACCACGCAGUAGACUUAUACUGGCCCGUCGGUAUUUAAACUAUUGAAAUCGGUAUUUAAACUUUUUUCAGGGUAGUUUACAGUACACAUUACAUGAACGGUAUAUGUAGCAUAUUAUUAUUUGUGAGGCCUCGAUAUUCCAACGCUGUUACAAACAUUGUUACAAACAGUCGACCCAUGACCAUUUAUGCUAUGUAUUCG